Molecule: messenger RNA, 798 nt
Organism: Asparagus officinalis (garden asparagus)
Lineage: Eukaryota; Viridiplantae; Streptophyta; Magnoliopsida; Asparagales; Asparagaceae
Product: benzyl alcohol O-benzoyltransferase-like
Source: RefSeq, a predicted model, not a curated record
GCGGAGGUCCCGGGGUCGGAGGGAAUUGUUGGGUGUCCUUUGCUCUUGUUUCAGGUAACAAGGCUAGCUUGCGGCGGUUUGGUCGCCGUCCGCCUCAACACCGAUGGCCGACGCCCAGGGCUUCUCCAAUUCCUCCACGCCGUCGGCGAGCUCGCCGCGCACGUCCCCCAACCAUCGCCCCCAUCCUGGUCACGUGACCUCCUCGGCGAGCCGAUCCCUGAUCCCGACCGCAUCCAGUUCCCCCCCGACGCAAAACUAGUCCACAGGUCCUUCUUCUUCGGACCCGAGCAAAUCUCAGCACUCAAAAGUCACGUGCCGUUCACGUGCACGUCGUUCGAGGUCGUCGCGGCGUGCACUUGGCGUGCGCGCGCUGUAGCUUUGGGUAUGGACCCGAACGACGAGCUCAGGUUCAUGUUCAAUAUAAACGUUAGGUCCAAAAUGAACCCCCCGUUACCUGAAGGCUACUACGGAAAUGUGUUCGUAUAUCCUGCGAUAGUGACAACCGCUGAAAGACUGUGUAACGGUCCGUUAAGUUACGCCGUUGACUUGGUUCAGAAGGCGAAGGCGAAGGCAACCGACGGCUACAUAAAGUCAACGCCGAUUCAUGGCGACGAAGGGGCGGCCGCCGUUCACUAUGAACGGGCGAGGGUUUUAACUUCGUGGUCGGGACAACAACGCGUGGCCGGGUUCGCCGACGUGGACUACGGGUGGGGGGCCGUGUACGGCGUCCCGGCGGCCGGAGGGUUCGACCAUGCGGGUGUCCUGAGCCUUCUACCUGGCCUUCAUGAAUCGUCAUGA